UCUAUAUUUACAAUGUAUUAAUCUAAUACAAAAUCAGCUCUAUCAAAAGUUUAAUUACUUGGAGCUAUAACUUCUACUCCUCUUAAAACAAAUAAAUCUUAAUAAUAAGAUAGAGAAUAAUUAUACAAUAGUCAACUUAUGUAAAAAGCAUUGAUUGAAUCAUGCAAGAAGUCAAAAGAAAAUAGAAUGAACUCUCCUACAUAUAAAAUUACUGAUACUAUUGUUUAAGUAAAUUAUUAUUAUUCUAAUCAGGCUAAUUAAGAUGGUCAACAAUAGAGAUCAGGCAAAAAGAAGGCUUUAUUCAGUGGAAUUGAUUCUUAAAGCGAUCCCAUUAGAAAUGUACAUACAUCAUCUAAUAAAACUAAUGUGAAAUUGAUGAUGUUUAAUGAAGGACAUUUUAUGAAAAAAUAUUAAUAAUAACCAACAGAUAUUAAUUAAGAAAAAGAUUACAGAAGCUCUAUAAGAGUUUAUAAAUAAGAACCAAGAACUGAAAGUAACUAAAAAAAAUUAAGAAAGAGUGUUCCUGGCUAACCAGUAGCUAAAGAUCCAAUUUUAUCACCUGAUUCUAAAGUUGAUAAAAAAGUAUUUAAAUUUUAUAAUGCUAAUUUAGUUGAGAAUAUCUUGUCUUCAAUAAUCCGAAUAAAAAAAUAAAAUGGAAAGUAUUAGAACUUAUGGUCAUGCUAAUUCAUCUAUGGGAUUUCGAAAUAGUGUAAACUAAUAAGGGUAGUAGGAUGAUACUAGUCCUAGAAAGAUGAGAGAAAGUAAUACUUAUAAAAGUGAUAUGAAAAGUAUAUUAAGUUAAAAUGAAAAACUUUAAAAAUUAGUAAUUAAAUAAUUUUUACAAUAUUUUAGUAUUCAAGAACUGAUUAUAAAGGAUGUGAUAAUAUAAAGAAAUCAAAAAGAGUAAGUAUUAAAAUGGAUGUUCCUAGACCAACAUCUGCUUUUGCUUUAUUUGAUAAGUGA
Molecule: messenger RNA, 963 nt
Organism: Paramecium sonneborni
Lineage: Eukaryota; Ciliophora; Oligohymenophorea; Peniculida; Parameciidae
Source: the annotation of a GenBank genome assembly